GGUUAGACGCUGAUGUGCUGAUCUCAUAUGACCAACAUUCAAAUGGAGGACUCAUCUCUGCAGCUGCUGCUGGUUCUGACUUCACUGCUGACCAUCCCAACAUACCAAGUCUCUCUGACUGUGAGUCCCAGCAGCUCUCAGAUGUUUAAAGGACAGUCUGUCUCUCUGAGCUGUGAGGAGGACGACAGCUCUGCUGGAUGGACUCUGAGGAGGAACACAACCAGAGAAAACAGGACUCAGUGUGGAGAUGUCUGGGGAAGAUCUGCUGGUUCUAAUUCUUCCUGUAACAUCAGCUACAUGGUCCCAUCGGACAGUGGAGUUUACUGGUGUGAGUCCAGAGAGGGAGCAACCAGUAACAGCAUCACCAUCACUGUCACUGGUGGACCAGUGAUCCUGCAGAGUCCUGUCCUCCCUGUGAUGGAGGGAGAAGACCUCACUCUGACCUGUAGAACAAAGAUGUCCUCCAACCUCCCAGCUGGUUUCUAUAAAGAUGGCUCCUUCAUCAGGACUGAGCCUGCAGGUCACAUGACCAUCCACCAUGUUUCCAGGUCUGAUGAAGGCCUCUACAAGUGUCUCAUCAGCAGUGUUGGAGAGUCUCCACCCAGCUGGGUCUCUGUCACAGGAGAGGAAGUUAAAGUCGGUGGUUUGGUUCUCCUUGUUCCCCUGGUUCUCCUGGUUCUCCUGGUUCUC
Perca flavescens (yellow perch) is the source of this 690-nucleotide messenger RNA. RefSeq names its product high affinity immunoglobulin epsilon receptor subunit alpha-like. Gene Ontology annotation, cellular component: external side of plasma membrane. NCBI's taxonomy places the organism in Eukaryota, Metazoa, Chordata, Actinopteri, Perciformes, Percidae. The record is from RefSeq and is a predicted model, not a curated record. The annotation marks the transcript as partial. The transcript is spliced from 5 exons. Gene Ontology annotation, biological process: immune response; cell surface receptor signaling pathway. Gene Ontology annotation, molecular function: transmembrane signaling receptor activity.